This is a messenger RNA of Durio zibethinus, 1207 nucleotides long. NCBI's taxonomy places the organism in Eukaryota, Viridiplantae, Streptophyta, Magnoliopsida, Malvales, Malvaceae. The record is from RefSeq and is a predicted model, not a curated record.
GUGAUAAUGAUGAGGUUAAAAAAGCCGGUGGCCUUUCGUGUGUAUAUCAGUGUGGGGAUCACUUAAAUACCCCACGUUUUCCUUCGUCUUUCGUUUGCUCUUCCCUUACUUAAAACCCCUCCUCCUCUAUCCCUUUCUCUCCACACAUCAAGGCUCUCCCUCUUUUCUCUCAUUUACUUCGUCUCUUCCUUCUGCUGAAACUAACAACAAAAUAAGAAAACCAAACAAGCAAAAACCUUAACUUUUUGCAUGCUCUGUUUAUGAACUUCUGUAAAGUUGCUUGCUUUACAUAGUUUGUCAGUCUGCUUGGUUAGCAGUUACCAUUGUAUUGAAUAGGUGUUUUUUUUUCAGUUUUUAAGUGUGUUGAGGAAAACCCUGAAUCAGAAACUGGCAAUGGGUGACCCACCAAACUCGGAAACGGAGUCAAGCACUCUCGGCAACAACGCCUCUGCCUUAUCUCCACCUUCAACAUCCUCCUACGGUGGUAAAAUGAAAUUAGAUACUGACCUGACGUCCGAUCCGAAGAGACCAAAGCGUCCGAGGGAUAAUAGCAAGCACCCGGAUUACCGUGGGGUCCGUAUGCGGACGUGGGGAAAAUGGGUAUCCGAAAUCCGAGAGCCCCGGAAGAAGAAUCGGAUCUGGUUAGGCACUUUUUCGACUGCCGAAAUGGCGGCACGAGCCCAUGACGUGGCAGCCUUAAGCAUCAAAGGCAACUCGGCGAUUCUCAACUUCCCUGAACUCGCCGAGUCGCUGCCUCGACCAGCUUCCAACUCGCCCCGUGACGUCCAAGCCGCCGCUGCUAAAGCUGCCUCGAUGGAGUACCUAAGUAAUGGGAACACCAGCAACGCCACAUCGUCAUCAUCAUCUUCAUCAGCUUCCACGUCAUCAUCAUCGAAUGUAGAUGACGUGUCGACACCGGAGGAGCUGAGCGAGAUAGUGGAGCUGCCGAGUCUUGGGACGAGCUACGAAUCUGCGGAGUCAGGGAGCGAGUUCGUGUACGUGGACACGGUUGAUGGGUGGCUUUUCAAUCCAAGUGGCAUGCCUUGGUAUAACGAAGAAAAUUGUGGGUAUUUUGGGGAGGAAAUUUCGAUGCAAAUGCAACAAACUGUGAUUACAACUUGGUUUGGUCCUUUACUAUGGGAUCAUUAAUGCAUGACCAAAAAUAUGAAAAUAAAAAUCCAAGUUUGCCCUUUUUUACUUAAAAAAA